UACGACCUCCCAAUAAACUUGAAGAUGAGGCGAAUUCUAGGUGAACACAUGCGACGAAACUAUCAGAACAAGUUCUACGCCAGGUAACAGAACCUCGUUCCUGUGUUGAAGAAAGCUUACGACGACGCUCUCAAGGACGUCGAUGUCCUCAUUAUGCCAACUCUUUCAAAAACGGCCGGGAACCUGCCAACUGCUAAAAGUACAGCUAAAGAGAGACUGGAGGCGUGUAUGGAAAUAUCUAAUAAUCUUGCCUCCUUCGACGCCACUGGUCAUCCUGCGCUCUCCCUAAACGCUGGUUUCUCUGACCAAGAUGGACUUCCCGUAGGAAUACAGAUUGUCGGCCGACUUAACGACGACCUUGGUGUACUUCAAAUGGCCUAUGCAAUCGAACGAAAUUAGAAUAGCAUUUGCUAUUUAGAUAAUCUGUAUUUUUGUUACCUAAAUUAGCUAAAAUUGAUAGAAGUAUUCAUUUAAAUGCAACUUGUGUUGAAGUAAUGUUAAAACAUGAAACAUACAUGACUAUACAGAAGUUCGAAAAUGCUACGGUAUGGUUUAGUUGUAUUGAAAGAAGUACCUUUGAUAUCAAACCCAAAAUAUGUGCAAAUAGGUCACUGGUUGGCUACACUUUAGUGCCAUUAUACUAUGAAGUGGUAUACAGCAGGCCAAUUAUUGUCCUGGAAUCUAAAAGAGAUGCGUAAAUAGGGAACCUAUUAGU
Messenger RNA from Mizuhopecten yessoensis (Yesso scallop), 715 nucleotides. Its product is annotated as enantioselective amidase-like. The transcript has 2 exons. The record is from RefSeq and is a predicted model, not a curated record. The coding region runs from base 154 to 399 and encodes 81 amino acids. Lineage: Eukaryota; Metazoa; Mollusca; Bivalvia; Pectinida; Pectinidae.